Molecule: messenger RNA, 1659 nt
Organism: Momordica charantia (bitter melon)
Lineage: Eukaryota; Viridiplantae; Streptophyta; Magnoliopsida; Cucurbitales; Cucurbitaceae
Product: embryo defective 2759
Source: RefSeq, a predicted model, not a curated record
AAUAAUAAAAGUUCGUAACUUUGUAAACGACAAUCGGUGGUUUCUGCACCUCAAAUUUUCAUGGUUACAUAUCAUUCACAUUCAGCAGAUCGCUUCGGUUGAACCAGAAGCUUUGUGGAGGUCGUCAUCUUCAUCCACUUUCAGAAUCAGAAUGACAAUUAAUGGAGGUCUCUAUCCAUAAGAUGACCUGAAUUCACAAUCCACACCUUCCUCUGUCUCCUCUGUCCACUGGGAUCUACAGUGGACGGGGGCUACUUUCUUCAAUUCUAUCCACUAUCCACGAGCUCAUGGAUUCCACUCUACUGGGUCCCAUUACGACAUCGUUGAGUAUUUUUCCAUGGAGCCAGGGAAUGAAGUUGAAGCAACAUGAAGAGACUUCAAAUUUGUUUCUGAAAGCUGAUAGGUGUAUGCAGUUAAAGCAAAAGAUCCGGUUAAGUUCAGGGACUUCAUCCAGAUGCGGAUCAAAAUUUAAGCUUAUGAGAAGAAUAUCAGCCUUCAAAAGCAGUGUGCCAAAUGGUGAAUCAGGAGAUGAAGAAAUUUUUUUUGGAGUUCCAAAGGACACUAAAGAGGAUGGUGAUGUUUCUUUGAACGCAGAUAACAUUCGGCUAUCUUAUACAUCUGGAAUAGUUAAUGGGAUUGCACCACCCCCUUCUAUUAAUGAAGUAUUCAGGAAAUGCCUGAAAAUGUUGCAUACUGGACAACCAAGUGAAGAAGUGGAUGGGAUUUUGGGAGGGAUGUCAUUGAGGGAAUCAUCAGCAACUCCACAAGAGUCGCAUGUAGAAGCAGUUUGGUUCUACCUUCUCAACCUGGAUCCGAUGAUUAAAAUUCCUCUGCUGAUGUUCAUUCCUUUGUAUCUGACAAUCAAAAUCUUUUAUGGAGCUCAAGUUUCAAAAGAACUGAUGCCUUUAUGGGUAUUUGGGCCAUUCAUUGUAGCUUUCUACAUAAAGAUGUUUCACUGGUUGUGUGAUCUCUCUAUCUUGAGCUUCAAGCAAACUGCUACUUUGAUGAAAAACUUGCCCUGUUAUUACGAGGUAGUCUGUGGAUAUGUUUCCCAAGGGAGGAUACUUAAAGAGGAGGUACAAGCUCGGGUUUGGCGACCUGUAGUGAACAUUAGGAGCCUCCAUUACAAAGAGUUGUCAAGAAGAAAGUUCAUUUUUAUGCAAGAAUGGAUUAUGGAGAGGUACCUCGAUUUUAUAGAAUCUGUGUGGCCAUAUUAUUACAGAGCAAUCAGGUUCCUAAAGAGAGCUAAUCUCGUUUAGAUGUAAUUUGAUGGAAAACCGUCAUUUAAAGGGAACCGGAGUUUGCUAAGCUAAGAUCUUCAGAGGUGGACGUUUUUAAAACCAAUCAACCACUCGUCUUUUCGUGCCGACUUCGUCCUUCAGCUUGAGGUAGUUAAUGUAAUCAGAGCUGUUAAUUUCUGUGAUUCUUGCAAGGCUGCAUCUUUAGUUCCAAAUUUCUCAAAGAAAUCUCUGUUUGUAUCAAUUUCAUAACCAUUUUUGGCAGGCGUUCUGUAGUCUUAUGAUGAGAUGGAGGCAUCCUCAAUUCAUAAAUGGGGUUUAGAUUAGUUCAUUUUUGUUCUCCUCUCUAAUAGGUUUCUAGGAAUUUUUGAGCCGCAUGCUCCAUAAAUCUAAUUUGACUCUCCUUGAAAGUUGAAACUUU